AUGCCACGCCGACGCCGCCCUCCACGACCCGGCGCACUUGCGGAUCUGUCCCCAACCCGCAUCCUCACGCAGAUUGUACUCCUACAGGCUGCCUACUAUGCAUGCGCCGGCGUCCUCAUCCUCUUCACCGCGCUGGUAGCGGGCAAGGAGGUCAGCACCGAUCUCCUAUUCAGUUGGCAAAGUCUACGCGGCGAUACCACAAUCGGAUGGACGCUGGGUCUGGUCUGGGUGCUGAAUAGUCUCACUUGUGCCAUCUUCAUACUUCUCCUUAUCGCGCGCUCAAAACUCGUUCUCGACUUCGCCCUGACUGUCCACUUUAUCCACCUGAUCGUCACCUCCCUAUAUACGCACGCGAUACCCACCCACAUGUUCUGGUGGGCCCUCCAGAUAUGCAGCGCGACCAUCAUGACUUCGCUGGGCGUGUGGGCAUGCCAGUGGCGCGAACUGAAGCCAAUCAAUUUCGGUAGCAAGCCGCCUGCGCGAUCACAACCAGCUACAGAGGACGAAGGUGGAGAAUCUAGAGGGCGAGGGAGGGGCAGAGGGAGAGACGGUGCUGGUGAAUACGAGAUGGUGGGCAUGAAUGAGGGGGAUAAUAACGUUUGA
Messenger RNA from Alternaria ethzedia, 603 nucleotides. RefSeq lists its product as uncharacterized. Gene Ontology annotation, cellular component: trans-Golgi network; Golgi membrane. Bases 1 to 603 code for a protein of 200 amino acids. Gene Ontology annotation, biological process: Golgi to endosome transport; protein localization to Golgi apparatus; Golgi to plasma membrane protein transport. NCBI's taxonomy places the organism in Eukaryota, Fungi, Ascomycota, Dothideomycetes, Pleosporales, Pleosporaceae. The record is from RefSeq and is a predicted model, not a curated record. The transcript is spliced from 2 exons.